Molecule: messenger RNA, 466 nt
Organism: Drosophila elegans
Lineage: Eukaryota; Metazoa; Arthropoda; Insecta; Diptera; Drosophilidae
Gene: ND-B15
Exons: 2
Coding region: 65-406 (113 amino acids)
Cellular component (GO): mitochondrion
Source: RefSeq, a predicted model, not a curated record
CCCGACCCGUUCACAUUACUGUCAGCUGUUGCUAAAAAUUUGGUUUGCAACACAAAAAUAAAAAAUGGUUCUGUCAGCGGAGGAGCAGGAGUUCAUCAAGCGCAAGCACGAGCACACUUUGAAGCUCCGCGGAGAGUUCCUGAAGCAGAGCUCCAAUCCCUAUCGCCAUGCCACCGGCGAGGGCGGCACCGUGUUUGAUGCGGGAUUAGCCCGCUUCCAGGCGAUGCGCGUUUCCAACUACGAGCAUUUCAAGCCCACCGGCAAGUCCUUCCGCACUGGCCUGUUUGCCGUAGUCCUGCCGAUUGCCCUUUACGCCUGGGCCCUGAAAGCGGAACGCGAUGGACGCGAGGAGAAGUACCGGACUGGCCAGGUGGCCUACAAGGAUCGCCAGUUCAAGUUCAUUUAAGCCAUACAUUCAGCAAUUGAUCUUCGAUUUGUAGUGGAAUUAAAACAAGACCGAAAAGAA